Eimeria mitis is the source of this 1062-nucleotide messenger RNA. RefSeq names its product peptidase family M3 domain containing protein, putative. The transcript has 8 exons. The record is from RefSeq and is a predicted model, not a curated record. The coding region runs from base 1 to 1062 and encodes 353 amino acids. NCBI's taxonomy places the organism in Eukaryota, Apicomplexa, Conoidasida, Eucoccidiorida, Eimeriidae.
AUGUAUUCACUUACGUGGGGGGCCCCCUGGGUAUCGAGGGGGCCCCCCGCAUGCAGGGGCCCCCUGCUGUCUCUACGGCGCCUCUCCCGCUGCUGCUCAGCAGCAGCAAAGAAGCAGUACGCAGCCGAUCCAUCAGGGGCCCCUGCAGCAGCAGCAGCAGCAGCAGCAGCAACAGCAGCAGCAGCAGCAGCAGCAGCUGCUGCUGCUGCUAGAGGUUCGCUCGUAGGGAGACCGCUAGAGCGUGGCUUGGGGUGUAUGUACACCCCGCAAUGUUUAACACGCGGAUACUCAUCUGCUGCUGCUGCUGCUGCUGCUGCUGGCGCAGCAGAGAGCAGCAGCAGCAGCAGCAGCAGCAGCAGCAGCAGCGUGGUUCCGGGUUUACUACAACUCCCGGGUGUACAUACACCUCAGCAGCUGCAGCAGCUGGCGCGCAGGAGUGUACACCCCGCUGCUGAGUGGCAGCAGGCUGCUGCUGCGGUGGUUCAGGAAAUAUACCAACGGCUGACAGAAGAAAACCCUGCGGAUACACCCCGAGAAGAAACCGACCCGUCUCCUGCUGCUGCUGCUGCAGCAGCAGCAGCAGCAGCAGCAGAUGAGCUGACGAAGGAGGAGACAGCAGCACUGCGGUGCAUGCGGGAAGCAAUGGAGCAGCAGGGGGUUCAUCUCAGCCCCCAAGAGAAAGAUCGUUUGCUGCUGCUGCUGGAGCGCGAAAGUGAAGCAGCAGCAGCAGCAGUACAAACCCAGCAUCACGCCCCCCAAAUGGAGAUAUCGGUGGAUCGGCUGCUCGCUGCUGGGGUCCCCUCUGCCCUGAUAGCUCUGCGUACAGCUGAGCUGCAGCAGCAGCAGCAGCAGCAGCAGCAGCAGCAGCAGCAGCAGCGGGGGUUGUUCUCGUUGUGGGGGCGGAGAAAAAGCAAAAAAACAGAAACCCUUAUUAUCUCUGCUGAUGAUGAGUUCACCAAGGCCCUCCUCAGAACAUGUACAGACCCAGGACUGAGGCGGGAGAUUUAUUCUCUUAGCGACAGUGAUAAGGAUACACUGCUUCUCUCUCUGCGUUCUGAGUAA